Messenger RNA from Argentina anserina (silverweed cinquefoil), 2546 nucleotides. RefSeq names its product heparanase-like protein 3. Gene Ontology annotation, cellular component: plant-type cell wall; membrane. The transcript is spliced from 9 exons. The record is from RefSeq and is a predicted model, not a curated record. NCBI's taxonomy places the organism in Eukaryota, Viridiplantae, Streptophyta, Magnoliopsida, Rosales, Rosaceae. The coding region runs from base 736 to 2418 and encodes 560 amino acids. Gene Ontology annotation, molecular function: beta-glucuronidase activity.
CCUUCUGUGUAGGAGCAAAAGGGCCAACUUUCUAUAAUUUUUACAGGUGGAACCUUAAUCGAUAAUUCGAUGUGUUCUUAUGAGUUAUGAGAGAUUCACAGAUCUAAACGGCCAGAAAUUUGGCUGUAAAGUAUUUCCUUUGUACAAAAAUAGAAAUAUCAAAGUCCCUAUUAAUAUGGGAAAAUUAGAGAAAGCAUGCAUAUUACCAUGUCAACUAGAUUUUCAAAACAGCUUUUUCUACUCGAGCUCAGGUUUUUCUACCCUUGUCCUAGCGAAGUGCACGUAUUGGAUUCCAAAACCAAGGCCAAAUGGGUGGCUGGCCGCCGCUCUCAGACAGUAAAACCAGGGUUUUGUUCAACUCAAAUUCAUUUGGUCCCAAACGAAAAGCAAAACCCUCUUGAAAAGAGUUUGAAAUAGUUGCAACCCACCUCACAUUAUUCUAGCCCAGCUGCUACAAAGUUCAAUGCUUUUUCAAAUUCAGAAAAGAGAAAAUAACAGUUCAGUUUGAAUAAAUUAUUAUACCCCAAGUUGUCAAAAGAGAGGACCUUUGUUCUUCUUAACAGUCAUAUACAUAUGCUUCUGUCAGAUUGUAACUUUCACUUAUUACAAACACCAAACUCUGUUUCCAUCUUGAGUAACCUCAAAUCUUCACUUUUCAUGUAUGGAGUCAUACUCCUCUCCCGUUUAUAGAGGGCCAGAGAGACAGUGAUGAGAUCUUGAGAAUUCUUGGUGUGUAUGUUUGUGAAAAUGGGUUCUCAGGUCUGGAGAAUGGGGAUGUGUUUCUGGAUGUGUUUGUUUGGCUUGAGCUUCAUUCAUUGUGUGAGUUCAGAAGGAGAAGGAAUAGGAGGUGGUAGUGUUGAAGCUUUGGUUAGAAUUGAUGGGAAAGAAGCCAUUGGGAAAAUAGAUGAAGAUUUCAUAUGUGCAACUUUGGAUUGGUGGCCUCCUGAGAAAUGUGACUAUGGAACUUGCAGCUGGGGCAAAACUUCUCUCCUUAAUCUGGAUCUAAGUAACACUAUCUUAUCAAAUGCCAUAAAAGCUUUUUCACCAUUGAAACUUAGAUUGGGUGGUACCUUGCAAGACAAAGUCACAUAUGAUACAGACGACAAUAAACAACCUUGCCCAGUUCCUUUUGUUGAAAACACCACAGCAAUGUUUGGUUUCAAUGAAGGUUGCCUUCCCAUGAAGAGAUGGGAUGAACUGAACUCCUUUUUUCUGAGAACAGGAGCUAAGAUUGUCUUUGGAUUAAAUGCCCUCCCUGGACGAACUUUGCAUCAUGAUGGCUCUGCAAGUGGAUCUUGGGACUCCACCAAUGCCGAAUCUUUCAUUCAGUACACGGUCAAAAACAACUACUCAGUUGCUGGAUGGGAGCUUGGGAAUGAGCUAUCUGGACGUGGAGUUGGAACAAGCGUAUCAGCAAGUCAGUAUGUCAAUGAUUCAGCUUCUCUGCAUAGCAUUGUACAGAAAUUAUACAAGGGUGCUGGACCAAAACCACUAAUCAUAGCACCUGGGGGUUUCUUUGAUGCACCUUGGUUCAAAGAUCUUGCAGAUAAGAGCACAACUUCGUUGGAUGCGCUCUCACACCACAUAUAUAAUCUAGGGCCAGGGGUUGAUGCAACUGAACGCCUUAUAGAAAAGAUUCUUGAUCCGGUGUCUCUGGAUAGUAUGGUUGACACAUUUAGGACCCUUCAAAACAUUUUAAAGACCUCUGCAAGUUCAGCAACAGCAUGGGUUGGGGAAUCAGGAGGUGCUUGGAACAGUGGUCAUCAUCUUGUCACGGAUGCAUUCGUGUUUAGUUUCUGGUACUUGGAUCAGCUUGGUAUGUCUGCAUCUUAUGAUACAAAAACAUAUUGCAGACAGACCUUGGUUGGUGGAAACUAUGGUUUACUCAACACUACUACCUUUGUUCCCAAUCCAGACUACUACAGCGCUCUUCUUUGGCACCGAUUAAUGGGAAGAAAUGUACUGGCAACGAGGUUUGGUGGACCGAAAAAGAUACGUGCUUACACGCACUGUGCAAAACAAUCUAAAGGGAUUGUAGUACUAUUGAUCAACCUACACAACACCACCACUGUUCAGGCCAAGGUUGCCUUCAACAGUACCUGGAGUUUGCGAUAUAAACACAGAUCUCACAAGUCUUUUAGAACAGAUAUGCUGAAGAACCAGCAUAGUGGUGUAAGAAGCAGAGUAGAAAGAUUGAGAGGUGAAACAGAAAGAGAAGAAUACCAUUUGACACCAAAGGAUGGAAAUAUACAAAGCCAAACCAUGCUGCUAAACGGAAAUGCUUUGAAUGUGGAUUCAUCUGGGAACAUACCUACAUUAGAACCUGUAUUUGUAAAUUCAUCGCGGCCGAUCAAUGUUGCUCCAUUUUCAAUUGUAUUUGUUCACAUACCAUACGUUGCUCCCCCUGCUUGCAGGUAGGUAGUAGUAUAUGGGAUCAAAAGUGGUACCAUAUAGUGAAUGCUAUAAUAAGAGAUAGAAUACAAUUUGAUGAUGUCCAUUUACGGCAGUCUUUUUCCAAAAGAGGAUAAAUUAUGAUUUUUCAGCAA